AUGGUGAAAUCGCUAGUUAAUUCCCCCAAUUCGGGGCUUGAAGCAGGUGAAUCUUCCAAUAUUAAUGAACAUAUAGCGUCACCACCAAUUCCAAUAACGGGUAAUAAUAAUCAUUCUAAAUAUGACCAAAUAUACAUAGGGGACUCUGGAUUAGAUCCAUUGGACUACGCACCUCCAAUAGUGCAUAACCAGCUGUAUAUACAUCAGUAUAACAAACAGCAGCAACAACUACAACAACAACAAAGGUUACUAAUCAUACAACAACGUCAACUACAACAAUUACAACAAUUGCAACAGGAACAGAAUCACGCAAACUUACAACAAUACCAGAAAGAUCACACCACUAAUACAGGCUACAAUACUAUUUAUAGCAACCUACAAGGUGUCGCUUCAGCUGAUAAUAUCAAAAAUAAUGUCCAACAAUCUACACAUCAUCAAUCAAUCUUUAAUUUUGAUGAUAUUUCAUCGUUGGGCCUCAUUGACUCUCAGUAUUCCAAACCACAAUCUGCAGACUUUACUUAUAAUAAAUUUGAUUUUGAACUAGCAAAUCCUUCUUUAGAAUCCAUACCAGAUUCAAUAAGUAAUCCUUUCGAUUAUGCUGGAUCUCAAAACUGUUUAGUACCAACUCCUAAUGCCCAUGCUGGAAUUAGUCACUCUCCUUACAAUGCAACCAUCAACGACACUUUUACUUCUUCAUUUUCAGAUACUUCAAGUUUCACUCCAAAUUCUGCAACUGAAGAGUAUUUUAGACCUAUGAUGGGUUCAUCAUUAAAACAUCUGACCAGUUUGUCCGCAUUUCCACCAGCAAUUAAGUCUGGCAAUUCAAACUCUAAAAUCAACAAAAAGUCAUUGAACGAGCUUAACACAUCCUUAGAUAGUAAGAAAAGUCUAAUGAUGCCAACAAAUUUUGCAACAUCGACUACAAGUUCUUCGCCCUCUGUUGAAUCGCCUAGUUGGGCAGGCGCUUCUCCAAUAUACAAUAGAUACAAGGGUGCUGAUUUCAGCGGCAAUACAAACUUACGGGUUGAUCCUCAGACACCCAACCCAAAAAUAGUGCAUCAUAACUCUGAAAGCUUCCCAUCUUCUAGCAAUUCUCAACGUCUAGAAGAAGGAAGAAGAAAAACUUAUCCAUUGUUUAAUGAAUUUCUGGUGUCUACACUGGAGAGACUGACUCCUAGCAAAAGCUCACAUAGUUUGUUGAGUACACAGACUGGUUUAGACAAACCGAAGAAGUAUACCAGAAGAAGAUUACUUCCGAGGUCAAAAAAUGGAUGUUGGAUUUGUCGAAUAAAGCAUCUUAAGUGCGAUGAAACAAGACCCUUUUGUACAAGCUGUGCAAAACUAGGAAUUGAAUGUGAUUAUUCAUCAGAAAGGCCAGAUUACAUUACAGAUAAGAAUUUAAAGAAGGAAAAGCUAGCUAGCAUAUCUGUCAUCAGAAAACUGAAGCAAGCAAAUAAUAAAUACAAAAUAUAG
Molecule: messenger RNA, 1473 nt
Organism: Debaryomyces fabryi
Lineage: Eukaryota; Fungi; Ascomycota; Pichiomycetes; Serinales; Debaryomycetaceae
Gene: UME6
Product: Zn(II)2Cys6 transcription factor UME6
Exons: 1
Coding region: 1-1473 (490 amino acids)
Biological process (GO): regulation of DNA-templated transcription
Molecular function (GO): zinc ion binding; DNA-binding transcription factor activity, RNA polymerase II-specific
Source: RefSeq, a predicted model, not a curated record